Argentina anserina (silverweed cinquefoil) is the source of this 750-nucleotide messenger RNA. RefSeq names its product casparian strip membrane protein 1. The record is from RefSeq and is a predicted model, not a curated record. Bases 31 to 612 code for a protein of 193 amino acids. The transcript has 3 exons. NCBI's taxonomy places the organism in Eukaryota, Viridiplantae, Streptophyta, Magnoliopsida, Rosales, Rosaceae.
CUGCAAGUAGAUCAUCAUAACUAAGAGAAAAUGAAGACAGCAGCAGUAGCGGCAGCACCAGUAGUACUACUCGAGGGCAGUGAAGCCCACAAACCACUCCCCAAAGUGAGAGUGAGUAGAGUGCUCUCUGUUCUCGAUUUCAUUCUGCGGGUAGCUGCAGCCCUCGGAACACUAGCAAGUGCCAUAGCCAUGGGAACCAGCAGGCAAACACUUCCAUUUGUCGCACGGUUUGUCCGAUUCAAGGCUAAUUACAAGGAUCUUCCUAUGUUUACGUUCUUUGUCAUUGUUAAUUCAAUUGUAUGUGUCUACCUUGUGCUUUCACUUCUGGUGUCUAUUGUCCACAUUAUCUGGACAGGAGCAGUGAAAAGUCGGAUCACCUUGAUCAUCUUGGACACGGCAAUGAUGGGUCUUCUUACUGCUGGAGCAUCUUCAGCAACAGCAAUAGUGUUUCUGGCACACUAUGGCAGUUCAAGCGUCAAUUGGUUUCCAUUUUGCCGCCAAUUUAACAACUUCUGUGAGCGCAUAUCGGGCUCUCUCAUCGGCUCUUUCGUUGCCGUUGUUGUCAUGGUUCUGCUAAUCAUCAUGUCCUCUGUCGCAAUCUCUCGCCACUAGCUGAUCAUGUGCUGCAAGAAACUAAUGUUAUAGUGAUGGACCAAUGUCAUCUCUUUCAUGUGAAUAAUAUUGGAUUGUGAUAAAGUGGAGUGUGCAAACAAUUUGCUAAAGUAAUCCUAUAUAUACAGAACAGUCUUC